AUGCAGCCACCGCUGGAGCUCUCGCCGCCGGCACCCGCCCCUAGGUCUGCACACCCAGAAGUGGUCGUCGCAGAGUGGCCAUCUAAGAAAAUCUGCCACUGCUUGGUCUCUACCUCAGCCUCAUCUGAACACCGUGUUUGGGCAGACCUACCGGACAGUCUGCUUCACCUAAUCAUUGCUCUCUUAAGCUCAUUCCAUGAUCUCCUUGCUUUUACUGGCACCUGUCACUCUUGGCGUGCUGCGGUCUUUUCCUUCCCGUCAUCCAUAUAUGCCUUCGUCUUCCCACCUCUCCAUCUCAAAGCAGGUUUGCGUAAGGCUAAUCGGGAUUACGGCACAUGGUAUUAUCUUUUAUCAAACUACAAAUGGCGUCUUUGUGAUCCUGUGAGGACAGACUUAUCUCUUCGCCGCUCAGCUCCCCGUAAUGCUCCAAAUUACAUGCGCUAUUUGGGCUGCUCAUAUGGGCAUCUUAUUUUCUCCUGUUUGGAGCACCUUCUCCUUGUCGACGUUUACACAUGUACUAAGGUGAAGCUGCCCAAACUCCAAGCCAACAGCGGUUGUGCGAUCUAUUGUGGCAUUCUUAUGGCUCCACUCAGUUCAUCCAGCUCGUGUCUCCUCCUUUUCUCGAAAUCAUCCAUGUUCCAGUGGCAGGUUGGAACAAAUUCGUGGACAGAGUACCCUCUUGUUUCUGAACAAUUCUUUGUUCAGAUUGUUUUGUUCAAAGGUCAGUUGUUUGCCAUAGACUUUCCCCACACGCUCAAAACCAUAUCCUUGGCACCUCAUCCCAGCGUGCAGGAAGUCGAUGUUGUAUGGGGAGAGGACAUCGUUGUUGGCUUGAAUUAUGAUCCAUGGUUGGUGGUCUGUGGUGACAUGCUUCUCAUGGUUGAUCUUGUUGAUGACUUGAUAAGCAAUGGCACCUUUCAAGUCUUCCGCUUUGAUUCUUCAGCUGAACCAGCUAAGUGGACCAAGAUGGAGAAGUUGGAAAACUGGGCUCUCUUUCUCAGCCUUGAUAGGAUGAGCCCUACAUUUUCUUGCAUGAGCCCUGAAAGAUGGGGCGGAAAGAGUAACUGCAUUUACCUUCCGAGUGUGUCCAAAGACUCUGAUGAACCUUGGAUUGCUGUAGAGCUUGGUCAGGCAGUUUACAGCACAAGUCGCUCCAAUUCAUACAUCCUAGGAGGCAGAAGCAAUCAGCUUGAGAGCCUCUGGGUGCUCCCCAGUUUGGUCUAUGGUGUUCGCCAGUGA
This is a messenger RNA of Triticum turgidum subsp. durum (durum wheat), 1239 nucleotides long. NCBI's taxonomy places the organism in Eukaryota, Viridiplantae, Streptophyta, Magnoliopsida, Poales, Poaceae. The record is from the annotation of a GenBank genome assembly.